ACUUUCAGCGAGACACGCUAUAUAAGAGGAUGAGGAACCGGCCGGCCAAGAUAAAGCUCGUGUGUUGUCAAUCGUGCUGUUACUCCUCUACCUCCGUCGUUGACAGAAUGUAUUGGCUGUGUCUAGCGGCAUUAGCUGCAACUGCAGCAGCACAAGGAUCUUACGAUCUAGAACCAAGAGUGCCUUAUCCCGGCAAAUCGUCCAGUUUAGGGCCACUCUAUUCGUCUGGCCUUAGCGCUGGUCAAGGUUUCCGCGAUAACAGCUACGAGGAUAACAUUGUAACACCUACUCCUUCUCCGACGCCUGCCUUCAGAAAUCCCAGCAGUCAACCACCUCUAUACCGUAAACCAUCGGGCCCACCUCUCGAUCAGGCAGCUAUCAGAGUGAAUGGACCACCACGUGGUGGUAUUCUUCGUGGUGGACAACCACAAAAUGCUCGGGAAGCUGAAGAAUUGGAAGAGAAAGAAGAGCCCGAUCGUUUGACUCUUCUUUUACCACAAAGUAAAUUCGAUUGUGUGAACAAGCAAACGGGCUAUUAUGCCGAUGAAGAUCUUAAUUGCGAAGUCUUCCACUAUUGUCAAGACAACGCGAAACACUCUUGGAUCUGUCCCGAAGGAUUUACAUUCCAUCAGGUUCAUCUAAUUUGCAUGCCUCCGAGUGGAGACAUCAAUUGUAAAAAGAGUUCGCAGUACCAUUUCGUCAACGAGUACCUUUACAAACCAUUGAACUUGGCUGAAGCUGAGAACAAACCCAACGUAACCUUGAGAUACAGCGAAAGAUACUUCCCAACAGACAUUCACCCGGACGAGCGCGAGGCUGGUGACUAUCAGAUUACUCCUUCUGCACCUAUUCGCCGUCCUACUCCACCUGUGUAUGCGAGUCCCCAACCUACGUUGAAUAGUAUUCCACCGUCAGCACGUCCACAACCAACGGGUCUUCCUCAAUUUCGUUUACCCGUGAACCAAGUUUUCCGCAGUCCCGAGGAAGUGAACAUUCCUCUUCAACAUAGACGCCCGCAACCUCAACACCAGCCUGUGAGAAGAUUCCCUCAAGUACGACCUGAUGACGAAGAGUACGAAUAAAUUCAAUCGGCAUUCCUUUGAUAAUUAUCAUCCAUCGUCGCAAUCAUCGUCACAUUUCUGUCGUUAAUUAUAUCACAUCUG
This is a messenger RNA of Bombus pascuorum, 1163 nucleotides long. RefSeq lists its product as uncharacterized. Gene Ontology annotation, cellular component: extracellular region. The coding region runs from base 30 to 1082 and encodes 350 amino acids. The record is from RefSeq and is a predicted model, not a curated record. The transcript has 6 exons. Gene Ontology annotation, molecular function: chitin binding. NCBI's taxonomy places the organism in Eukaryota, Metazoa, Arthropoda, Insecta, Hymenoptera, Apidae.